UUAGUUUGUCCUCUCACUGUCUGUGAAGGGGUCCACCUGUCCAGUCAGCUUCUGGUUUGAUUACACAGGGUCUUUUGAACUCUGAAGGUCAACAUUUGGGUAUAAAGUUUGAGUCUCUGGGCUCCUCCCUUGCAGUCUACAAUUCAGUUGCAACACAAGAGGGGAGCAUGUGGUGCCUGCUCUUCAUUUUUUUAUUUGCUGGUGCUCAAGGAGAAAGUUUUCAGCCCAAUGCCAUUUGGCAGUUCCGUAACAUGAUCAAGUGUGCUGUUCCGAACAGCCAUCCUGUGUUUGAUUACAGUGAUUAUGGGUGUUACUGUGGAUUUGGAGGGACUGGAACUCCAGUUGAUGAACUGGACAGAUGCUGCCAGAUCCAUGAUCACUGCUAUGGAGGAGCCAGCAAGAUCAAGGAAUGCCGGCCAAUCUAUGACAACCCUUACAUCAAAUUGUACAAAUACUCCUGUUCUAGUGACAUGAUCACUUGUGGCCCUGAUAACAAUCCCUGUGAAGCCUAUAUCUGCGAGUGUGAUCGGCAGGCAGCCAUGUGCUUUGCUGAAGCACCAUACAAUGAAGAAUAUAAACAUCUGGACACAGAGAAGCACUGUGUCUAAAAUAAUACACAAUCACAUGGUGAAAAAGAAAAAUA
Molecule: messenger RNA, 643 nt
Organism: Hemiscyllium ocellatum (epaulette shark)
Lineage: Eukaryota; Metazoa; Chordata; Chondrichthyes; Orectolobiformes; Hemiscylliidae
Product: phospholipase A2, minor isoenzyme-like
Exons: 4
Coding region: 168-608 (146 amino acids)
Biological process (GO): arachidonate secretion; phospholipid metabolic process; lipid catabolic process
Molecular function (GO): phospholipid binding; calcium ion binding
Source: RefSeq, a predicted model, not a curated record